Messenger RNA from Amorphotheca resinae ATCC 22711, 721 nucleotides. RefSeq lists its product as hypothetical. The transcript has 2 exons. The coding region runs from base 1 to 591 and encodes 196 amino acids. The record is from RefSeq and is a predicted model, not a curated record. NCBI's taxonomy places the organism in Eukaryota, Fungi, Ascomycota, Leotiomycetes, Helotiales, Amorphothecaceae.
AUGUGCCACCAAAAGGUCAACGACAUUCAUCACUCUCUUACAACACCUUACAACUCUAGAAUCCCGUCCGGCCAUCCCGGCUUCCCUUUGCCCUCACAACUCCACCAGUUCUGCCCAGGACAGCCAGGGAGGUGUUGCUUGGAGGAGGGGCUUCUCAGUCCAGUUUCACCUUCUGGCGCUUCUGACAGAGGAAGUAUCCAAGCUCCCGCGGGCCGCGCCAUUAGUCAAGCACCGUUUGCAGAUCAGCCUCAAGGGAGCCCUCUAUUGGAUAUUGGACAGAACGGCCUUCAGCAUGGACGUCCGGUCCAUGCGAGUUUGGUUUUUCCAGAAUCGAUACAAUAUCUGCCUCACCGCUCAAACAAACAUGGGUCCCGACACGCCUCUUCCAAGUUCCAGCCCUGUGGAGGUGGCCGGUCGAGAGUUCGGAGGGAUCUGAAGAAUCUCUUGGUUCACAAAGGCAGAAGAAAAGAAAGGAUCCCACCCAAUUACGCUGUGAUCCUUCUCCAAACUCCAAAAGGUUAUUGCAAGCUUGCACUCCUGCGGAUGGCUUCCUAUUGCUUCACCGGCGGCUUGGGCAUGCUGAAGGCAUAACAAUAUCAGCAGCCAUUCGGAUGACAAUUCGUUAACAAUUUGUUUCGCAUGGUUUCAAUUGUGGAGUUUUGCUUUUCCGUCCCUCCCUCCGCGGUCCCUCACAACAAUUAGGAUUGUCCGUCGAACAAAC